GCGGGGCGAGGCGCAAUGACGGCGCCCGGCACGAAGGAGAGCGGGCGGCUGAGGCGCGAGCGGAGCCGCUGAAGGAACGCGGGAGACUGAGAGAGAGAGGGAGAGGCGGAGGCAGGGCUCCUUGUGAGCGGGGAGGGAAGCCACUCGAGGCCGGGGCCUCUCUUCUCCGUGCAGGCCGCGAUGUCCUCCGGGGCGCAAGGCAGCGCCGUGGCCGACCCUCAGCACCCGGCGCGGCUCCUGCGGGCCUUGAGCGCCUUCCGCGAGGAGGGCCGCUUCUGCGACGCCCACCUGGUCCUCGAGGGGCGAGAGAUCCCCGUCCAGACCAACAUCCUGGCCGCCGCCAGCCCCUACGUCCGAACAAAGUUGAACUAUAAUCCUCCGAAGGUUGAUGGCUCCACGUAUAAAAUUGAACUUGAGGGGAUAUCUGUUGACACUAUGAAAGAGAUUCUAGACUACAUCUUCAGUGGUCAGAUCAGACUAAGUGAAGACACCAUUCAGGAUGUUGUACAAGCUGCUGACCUCUUGUUGCUCACAGAUCUAAAAACUCUCUGUUGUGAGUUCCUCGAGGGUUGUAUUGCUGCUGAAAACUGCAUUGGGAUUCGGGACUUUGCCCUGCACUAUUGCUUGCACCAUGUCCAUUAUCUUGCCUCUGAAUAUCUGGAAACACACUUCAGGGAUGUCAGCAGCACCGAGGAAUUCCUGGAACUUAGUCCUCAGAAACUGAAAGAGGUGCUGUCCUUGGAGAAACUAAAUGUUGGGAAUGAAAGACAUGUUUUUGAAGCCGUGAUCCGGUGGAUCUCCCAUGAUCCCGAACUAAGAAAGGUUCACAUGAAGGAUGCGAUGUCAGCUGUGUGGGUCGCAGGACUAGACUGUGCCUACUUGCGGGAGCAGAUGAUGAGUGAGCCUCUGGUCCGGGAAAUUGUCAAAGAGUGCAGCAACAUACCGCUCACGCAGCCCCAGCAAGGGGAAGCCAUGCUUGCUUCGUUCAAACCCAGAGGAUAUUCAGAAUGCAUUGUGACCGUUGGCGGAGAAGAACGAGUAUCCCGGAAGCCGUCAGCAGUAAUGCGGUGUAUGUGCCCUUUAUAUGAUCCUAACAGACAACUUUGGAUAGACCUAGCUCCUCUGAGUACGCCCAGGAUAAAUCAUGGAGUACUUUCAGCAGAAGGGUUCCUGUUUGUGCUUGGAGGCCAAGAUGAUAACAAAGUCACUUUAUGUUCUGGGGAAAAGUAUGAUCCAGAUAGCAAUUCGUGGAGCUCUUUGCCACCCAUGACGGAGGCGCGGCACAAUUUUGGCUUGGUGGAGAUUGAUGGGAUACUAUAUGUUUUGGGAGGUGAGGAUGGAGAACGGGAACUCAUCUCCAUGGAGUCCUAUGACAUUUACAGUAGGACAUGGACAAAGCAACCAGAUCUGACCAUGAUUAGAAAGAUUGGUUGUUAUGCAGCGAUGAAAAAAAAGAUCUAUGCAAUGGGAGGCGGUUCCUAUGGCAAGCUUUUUGAGUCUGUUGAAUGUUACGACCCGAGGACCCAGCAAUGGACUGCCAUCUGCCCGCUAAAAGAAAGACGGUUUGGGGCUGUGGCAUGUGGUGUGGCUUCAGAGCUCUAUGUCUUUGGAGGGGUGAGAAGCCGGGACGAUAACCAAACCAGCGAGAUGGUGACCUGUAAAUCGGAAUUCUAUCAUGAUGAAUUUAAGAGGUGGAUCUACUUGAACGAUCAGAACUUGUGCAUCCCAGCCAGUUCUUCAUUUGUGUACGGAGCUGUGCCCAUUGGAGCUAGCAUUUAUGUGAUCGGGGAUCUGGAUACAGGUACCAACUAUGAUUACGUUCGGGAAUUUAAAAGAAGCACUGGAACGUGGCACCACACGAAGCCGCUCUUUCCUUCGGAUCUUCGCCGGACGGGAUGUGCCGCUCUACGGAUUGCGAACUGCAAGCUCUUCCGGCUGCAGCUCCAACAGGGAUUAUUCCGCAUCCGCGUCCCUUCGCCUUGAGAGAGGCCUCCAGAAAGUCGAGGAGCUGGGAAGAACUUGAGAGAAGAGGGCUGCCACCAUAACAAUUUAGCUUUAUAUAGAGGAGAAACAAACAUCUUGCAGCAGAAACACAAACUGCAUGUCCGAUUGCAGUAUGGUAAAAGUUCUAACUUUGCUUUCAGCUGCUUAAGUGCUUCAGCCUCAGCGUUUUAAUUGGAGGCAAGUCAUUGUACACUAAUCAAUGGGCAAAGUGGAGUCACCUUAUCUAAAAAUGCGAAACCAUGCGAUGGAAGCAAUUUAAUCACUUUGGAGGCGGCACACAGGAUUUUAAAAAGGAAGCCUGCUGAAAUAGUGGCAGGAAAAAGUGUGCAAAUCUGCAAGGGAAAUGGUUACUGAUAAUCUUGGGUAGCGUUGAUAAUUUAAGAAAUACUGCAUGAAAACCAAUCUCACUAAAAUGCCAAGAGAGACUCCGCUGUGGAGAGAGAGAUGGGCAAUUGCACCUUUAUUUACUACAAGACUUCUUCACAAUUCUGAGAUCUGUGCCUGAAAGGAUAGCAUUGUACAUACAUUUUUUUCAGUGUGUUUCAUUUCUAAGAUUUUUUGAAAUAUAUUUAAAAUUGGUUCAGUCGAACUAAGAGGUAUAAUACAAUUGAAGAUUGAUGAUUGCACAGAUUUUUUUUACAAAAAAAUCUUGUAUACAUCAAGGGAUCUAACGUUCUCGUUGUGGAGCAACACACGAUAGCUGUGCAAAGGCCGGAUGCUGCGGCCUUCUCAUUCAAUGCAGACAUUGGAAGGCUGGGCUUUCUACCAUUGAAAUACCUAUGCAAUGGAUGGGAGUGUGCAGCUUUUUGUAACGUUUUAAUUUAAUUUUUACUCUUUUUUUCCAAAUAGAACUACAGAUAUCGUUCCA
Messenger RNA from Anolis sagrei ordinatus, 2872 nucleotides. RefSeq names its product gigaxonin (gene GAN). The record is from RefSeq and is a predicted model, not a curated record. NCBI's taxonomy places the organism in Eukaryota, Metazoa, Chordata, Lepidosauria, Squamata, Anolidae. Gene Ontology annotation, biological process: cytoskeleton organization. Gene Ontology annotation, molecular function: protein binding.